GGAUUCCAGAAACUUCUAAUAACUGAAAGGGUACGGACGACCUCGAGGUCACGUCUGCAAGAAGGCCAUCACGCAGAAGCGGAGACUGGAAAUCGGGUGGGAGACGAGACUGCGCGAGAUCGCGGGGGAUGGAACCGAGAGGCGCAAUCUACAGAUCCGGCGCCCUCCUUCUCCUCACUGCCGUCGCCGCGGCGGCCGCCUGCUCCGCCUCCGCCAUCGGGGACAAAUGCGCUGCUUGCAAGGCCGUUGCUGCGGAGCUAGAGAUCGGAAUUUCUAGUGAGAAACCAAGAAAUCACUUGGACUUGCGCAACCGCUUGAAUUCUAAAGGUCAGAGGGAAGGGAAGUUUAUUGAUUACAGAGUCAGUGAGCUUCGGGUUGUAGAACUUCUGGAUGGCCUAUGUGAUAAGAUGCAGGAUUAUACCUUGCAGAAGUUGGAAUCAAGCGAAAAAGGAUGGGUGAAAGUAUCAGAUUGGAACAGCUUUAAAACUGAAAAGAAGGCAGCAGCACGAGCACAUUCCAAAAAUCUGUCCACCUUUUGUGGAAGGUUACUGGAGGAAACGGAGGAUGAGCUUGCUGAGUGGAUAAAAACAAGCUCCACAGAAUCGGGAAGCGUGGGCAAGGCCCUUUGUGAAGAUAUUAGCAAACACUGUCGGUCCACAAGUGCUACCAUAGAGAUCGACGAUGAACUAUAACAUGCUGCUAUCGUUAUUGAGCAAAGCAAAAGAGGCGUCGGUCUGGGACAAGAUCAAAUAGUCCCAGACACCAUUUUCAGACAAGGAAGCUGCCAUAUGCGAUUCUGUGUUGCAGACUUGCAGUUGCUUUGUUGUAUUCAAAUGGGACGUUUAGUUCAUUACAUAUGAUGUUCUGGGUCUGAAAUUUAGACCUAUCUAUAGAGAAGAAUCGAACAGCAAAUUUUCUAUACUGAAGGACAGUUAAAAACA
This is a messenger RNA of Phragmites australis (common reed), 941 nucleotides long. RefSeq lists its product as uncharacterized. Bases 129 to 692 code for a protein of 187 amino acids. Lineage: Eukaryota; Viridiplantae; Streptophyta; Magnoliopsida; Poales; Poaceae. The transcript has 9 exons. The record is from RefSeq and is a predicted model, not a curated record.